Molecule: messenger RNA, 1245 nt
Organism: Aureobasidium namibiae CBS 147.97
Lineage: Eukaryota; Fungi; Ascomycota; Dothideomycetes; Dothideales; Saccotheciaceae
Product: kinase-like protein
Exons: 2
Coding region: 1-1245 (414 amino acids)
Biological process (GO): vacuolar protein processing; protein phosphorylation; regulation of vacuole fusion, non-autophagic
Cellular component (GO): cytoplasm; Golgi apparatus
Molecular function (GO): protein serine/threonine kinase activity; ATP binding
Source: RefSeq, a predicted model, not a curated record
AUGUCUUCGUACGUGGUGGACGUCAUGUGGCAGCUCACCAACUGCUUCAACUGCUUCCCGAGCAAUCCGGCGCUCAAGAUCAAUGGCCGCUCGUACAAGAUCCUCCGUCUGCUCGGAGAGGGUGGCUUCUCAUACGUCUACCUGGUCCAGUCACCGCCGUCACCAAAUCUACAUGCUCUGAAAAAGAUCCGUUGUCCGUUCGGAGCCGAGUCGGUCGCCCUGGCUCUCAAAGAGGUCGAAGCAUACAGCUUAUUCCAGCCGCAUCCCAACAUCAUCCACGCCCUCGACCAUGCCGUCAUUCCAGAUCGCAGCGAUCCCUCAGCAAAGACCGUCUACAUCCUUCUCCCCUACUAUCGUCGCGGCAACCUGCAAGAUGCCAUCAAUGCCAACCUCGUCAAUGGCGCAAAGUUUCCUGAGCGCAAGUUGAUGGUUCUGUUCCGAGGUGUUUGUGAGGCCUUGCAAGCCAUGCACAAUUACAAAGUCGGAGGUGCUCCGGGUGCUAAGGGUGCACAAUCAAGAGCUAGGCGGGUACGAGCCGAUGCUGCAAGGGCCGACAGGGGAGAAGACCACGACAGGGACGACGAUGAUGAGCUGGGCGAUGCGGAGCCGCUGAUGGAGGGCGAGAUCACCAUGGCUCAAGAGGGAAUGUCUGAAGGCCAAGUCAGAGCAUAUGCACAUCGCGACAUCAAGCCUGGCAACAUCAUGAUUUCAGACGACGGCCAGUCACCAAUCCUCAUGGACCUUGGCUCGCUAGCCCCCUCACCCACGCCCAUCACAUCACGCGCUCUCGCACUACAAGUUCAAGACACAGCAGCAGAACACAGCACCAUGCCAUACCGCGCCCCCGAGUUAUUCGACGUCAAGACCGACUCCGUUAUCGAUACAAAGGUAGAUAUCUGGAGUCUGGGAUGUACCUUGUACGCCUGUCUGGUCGGCAAGUCACCCUUCGAGGCCCGUAGCGAAGAGACUGGUGGAAGUUUGAGUCUCUGUGUCUUGGGAGGCGAUUGGAGGUUCCCAGACGAGCACAACGCACAAGCAAAUAAGAGCAGAGGAAAGCAGAAGAUGCCUACCCAUGCCGAUGCUGCACCAACACACGAUGCCCCCAUCACUGAGAUGAUCAAGGAUGUGGUGAGGAGAUGUUUGAGCAUCGAGCCUUCGGAAAGACCAGAUGUUAAUGAACUGCUCGCCAUGGUUGACGACGUUAUUGCAGCUCUCCCAGAAGAUGGAGAUCCGUUGGAGGAUUAG